UCUUCCUCCUAUUUCUCUCUGGAUUUCGGCGUUUACAGCGUGUUUGUGAGUUUCGCUCUUAAACGAUUCGGAUUGAAGAAAGUGUUGAAUGAAAGAAAUGGAUAAAUUGCUGUUCUGAGAAGAGAGAUGUUGUGCUUCUAUGCAUCUCAAAGGCAAUUAUGAAUGAGAGAUAGCUAAUAAAGUGAAUGGUGGGUAAUUUAAUACUCUGGUUCAAUAGCUAGUAAUUCAGAGUAGAGACUGAUGCUAGGUGACUCUUGCUGCUGAUCUUAACUGAGACGUGGUUCACUUAGAUUCUUACGAUUCUAAGUUAUAUUAGUUCCGUUUAAUUGUCAGCUCUGGCAAUGCUCUGGUUAGAUAAGUCUGAAUGUUGAAUUUGCAAUCACAUCCUGAACUUUUGCUCCAUCUUCUUCAGCGUUUUAAUGGAUAUGCUAGUAAGUGCUCGAAACAGGUCGAACAAGUUCAUUCCUUGUUAAUUACCCAUGGUUACCUUCUCAUCAGAGAUCUAUGGGUUAAUACUCUCCUAUAUAAUACUCUCAUCAGAACAUAUCUAAACCUUUCUAGACCCCACACUAGCCUCAGCCUCUUCAGGGAGAUGCUUCACAAUCAGGCUGCUCCUAAUAGCUACACUUUUCCUUCUGUUCUUAAGGCCAUUGCUUCUUCUCUCUCAAAGUCAUAUGGUACAUCACAAAUAGGUUACUCUUUACAUGCACAAUGUGUUGAAAGAGGCCUGCUAGGUGACCCUUUUGUCCGUACAUCAUUUCUUUCUCUUUAUUCACAAUUUGGUGAUAUAAGGAGUGCACAUAAGGUCUUUGAUGAGAUACCUCAACCAUGCAUUGUUUCAAAUAAUGCGAUGCUUGAUGCAUUUGGAAAAAGUGGCAACAUGGAUUUGGCUAUUUCGAUGUUCUUUAGCAUGCCAAAGAGAGAUGUUUAUUCAUGGACAAGUAUCAUCAAUGGCUAUGCACAAAGUGGGUGCUUUAUGGAGGCAAUUAAGUUUUUUACGGAAAUGAUGAGAGAUGAGGAUGUAAUUUGUGGCUUUUUAAGGCCGAGUGAGGCCACUUUUGUAAGUGUCCUCUCUUCAUGUGCGAAUUCGGAUGAUGGGUCAAUGUUAUAUCAAGGAAAGCAGAUUCAUGGAUACAUGGUUAGGAUUGAGAAGGAGUUGAGUGUUUUUAGUGGAACAGCAUUGAUAUCGUUCUAUGGGAAAAUGGGCUGCCUAAGUUAUGCUUUUCAAGUGUUCAAUGGCAUGUCCGUGAAAAAGGUAUGUGCAUGGAAUGCUAUGCUAUGUUCAUUGGCUUCAAAUGGCAGGGAAAGUCAGGCUCUAGAGAUGUUUGAGAAGAUGAAGAGCUCGGGGUUGUGUCCUAAUGAAGUUACAUUUGUGUGUGUCCUAUCAGCUUGUGCUCGGGCUAAACUUGUGGACUUAGGCAUGGAAUUGUUUCAGGCAAUAUCUCGUGAUUUCGCCCUUAAACCAACAAUGGAACAUUAUGGAUGUGUGGUUGAUCUAUUGGGCAGAGCUGGCCUUCUAAAAGAGGCAUAUGAGUUUGUGAGAAGCAUGCCUUUUGAGGCUGAUGCCUCUGUAUUGGGUGCUCUUUUGGGUGCAUGUAGGGUUCAUGGGGAUGUUGAUUUGGGAAAUGAAAUCGGCCGACGGUUGCUUGAAUUGCAACCCGAACAUUGUGGACGGUAUGUUCUGCUGUCCAGCAUUUAUGCUGGGGCAGAGAUAUGGGACCAUGCUGCUGCCUUGAGGAAAGCAAUGGUGCAUGCUGGAAUUCAUAAGAUUCCAGCAAUUAGUAUGGCUGAUUAAAAGUUAAAUCUGGUUGUGGUUUUUGAUGCUUCUCUAUGCACAAUUUUGUUUUAGGAUGAACAGAUAACCUUGAGGUUGUCCUUCAAGCUAAAGAUGCGCAUGGGAUAUUCACUUUUUGGUGUUUUCUUGAGAUUUUACACUCAAAAUCAAUUUUCAUGAUUUGGAACAAUGCUUUCAAACUCCUCAAGAUAAGGAGAGAGUGAGAGAGAUGUCAGCUUGUGAAAAUGUUGUUGCUGGCAAGCUGAGGCUGAAGGGCAAAGCUUUGAAUGCGAGGAACGCAGGCAUCAGAAAGAAAAGGAAGCACAGAAACAGAAAUAUCCUAUCAUAUCAUGCUGGUGGGAAUGUUCAAUCGACAGAUGAAAACAACGCGUUGGUAUCAGAUAUAAAACGUAUUGUGAUGGAAAUGGAGACGAGGACGCUACAUGGAACAGCUGCAAAAAAUCUAGCUGGAGAGACUUGCUGCUAUGAGGUCUCACCGUGAUCGUAUUGAGGAAUAGCUAACCCGAGUGAGCACUAUGACCAAAGCGGGGCCUGGCUAACCACCAUUAUUCCUCUUCACUCGUGGAAAACUCGAGUUCUUUGUUUUUACUUAGCUCUGUUGUUUCUACAGAAGUCUCACCCAACUUCUGCAUUCUAUAUUUAGAACUUCGAUUUUUUUCUUUGACGAAAUAAGAAAGUGGAAUUAUAUGGUA
This is a messenger RNA of Salvia hispanica, 2487 nucleotides long. Its product is annotated as Tetratricopeptide repeat (TPR)-like superfamily protein. Gene Ontology annotation, molecular function: protein binding; RNA binding. Gene Ontology annotation, biological process: RNA modification. The record is from RefSeq and is a predicted model, not a curated record. NCBI's taxonomy places the organism in Eukaryota, Viridiplantae, Streptophyta, Magnoliopsida, Lamiales, Lamiaceae.